ACCUAGGGUUGGUUCUUCUUACAAGAUCAACAUUUGUCUUCCAACCACUGUCGGCUUCUCCGUUCUCUGAGCUCCUCUCACUUAAAAGCCUUCGUCUUUGCGAACCGCGAGGAAGAUGAGUAAACGAAAGCGUCCAGAGCCGAAAUCAUCAUCCAGUGGUAUCAACGAAGACGAGAAGAACAUCCUAGGCCUGAUCCGAUCCAAGCAAGGCAUGGGAGCAACCACAUACGAGAUGAGAACAGCGACAAAGAUCCAACCAACUCUCAUCACUCGAGCCGUCGCUUCUCUCAAGAAGAGCAGCCUCAUCAAAGAAGUCCCCAACAUGAACAACAAAGGCAUCAAACACUUCCUCGCCGUUGAGUUCCAGCCUUGCAAGGAGCUCACGGGCGGGGACUGGUACAUCGACGGGGCCCUCGACGUCUCCAAAAUCGAAGGCCUCAAGGAGAUUUGCGUCAGGAUACUCGAGAGGUUGAAGAGCAAGGUCGUGACUCUCGAUGUUAUCUAUUCGUAUUUCGAAAAGGCUAGUAGUGAUGGGGAUAAGCUGAGCAGAGAGCAGACUAGGGAGAUACUCAAGAACUUGGUUUUGGAUAAUGUUGUCAUGGAGGUGAAGAGCAAUGGGCUUACUGACUUUUCGGCUACGAGGAUUGGAGAGAUUUGCUAUAAGCUGACUGGGAAGAAGUCCGGUGGUGGGGAAGCGAGGGAUGGAGCUUUUGCUUUGGUGCCUUGUGGGGCUUGUCCUCAUAUAGGGCUUUGUACACCUGAUGGUGUUAUCUCUCCGACAACGUGUGUUUAUUUUCAGAAAUGGUUAGACUUUUAGCUUUCUUCUUCUUUUGUUGUUGUUUUGUUUCAGAGAAAGAUGUUACAAUAAUGUUAUGUUUCUUUCUCCCACACAAUUUAUGAUAAUCUAUAAACUUAAGUGUC
Molecule: messenger RNA, 921 nt
Organism: Brassica oleracea var. oleracea
Lineage: Eukaryota; Viridiplantae; Streptophyta; Magnoliopsida; Brassicales; Brassicaceae
Product: DNA-directed RNA polymerase III subunit rpc6-like
Exons: 2
Coding region: 116-817 (233 amino acids)
Biological process (GO): transcription by RNA polymerase III
Cellular component (GO): RNA polymerase III complex
Source: RefSeq, a predicted model, not a curated record